UUAUCGUCUCAAGAAACAAUAAAGCUUUCUAAACUACUUUCUUAUAUUUUGAGACAUGGUGCAGCAAAAGAAAAGCUGACCAUGACUUCAGACGGUUUUAUAUCUGUUAAAGACUUGUUGAAUCAUCGCAAGUUUAAGAACAUCACUUUUGAACAGAUCCAAUAUGUAGUAGAUGCGAAUGACAAGAAACGUUAUGAAUUAACACAAUCACCUACGGGUGAGUAUUUAAUACGAGCAAGCCAAGGCCAUUCUCUCAAAACAGUGGUAUCCAAAGAUUUGCUUGAAUCAGUCACUGCGCCACUAGAGACACCAGUCAUUCAUGGUACAACACAAGCAGCAUGGCAAACAAUCAAAAAAGAUGGCUUAUCCAAAAUGGGAAGAAACCAGAUUCAUUUUGCAGUGGGACUCCCGGGAGAUCCUAAAGUUCAGAGUGGCAUUAGAGAAACAAGCGAAGUCUUUAUCUACAUUGAUGUAGAAAAAGCUCGAAAAGACGGUAUUUUGUUUUAUAGAUCAAGCAAUAAUGUCAUUUUAUCCGAUGGCAUCCAAGGCAUUAUUCCCCUCAAUAUUUUGAAAAAGUAACUGAUACAGAAGGCAAUCUUCUUGAAAUAUAAUAAAUGUAUGCUUAAGCCGUUCAUUGUGCUUUUCUUUUGUACAAUUCUGUUUGUCAUCUUGAUUUGGUAACAAAGCAGCAC
Messenger RNA from Gilbertella persicaria, 692 nucleotides. RefSeq names its product phosphotransferase KptA/Tpt1. Bases 82 to 579 code for a protein of 165 amino acids. The transcript is spliced from 3 exons. Lineage: Eukaryota; Fungi; Mucoromycota; Mucoromycetes; Mucorales; Choanephoraceae. The record is from RefSeq and is a predicted model, not a curated record. Gene Ontology annotation, molecular function: tRNA 2'-phosphotransferase activity. Gene Ontology annotation, biological process: tRNA splicing, via endonucleolytic cleavage and ligation.